CCGUUAAAGCUUCAAUUAACUCCUAAACCCUCCCUGAUCUUUUGUUAUGAACAGAAACAAGAGUACAGUCUGUGUUUAUCUCACACCACGCCUUCCACAGAAGACCAACUGUCAGACGGCGCCAGCUGCUGUUUUCAGACGUUUUAAGGACAAAGGGAGUUAAACCUUUUUAUCACAUCUUCCAGGACGGACAAAUUUAAGGCUGUCAAUUUUUUAAAUUUAAAGGACAGAAGAAGGAACAACCAAAACAAUCAUUUUAAAAUCCCACAAUAAGAAAUGUCUGACCGGAGGAAGAGAAGGAAAUGUGCAACAAAGACCAGAUCACCUGAAGAGCAAACAGUUUGUUCCCAGAAGAAUGGAGCGGAGCCAGCAGGCCCCAGCGGCGUCUCUGUUAGAAGUCAGAGGUCAAAGGGUCCGCCAAUCAACUUUAGAAAAGCCAGAUCAAAAUGUCAGAAAUUCAGCAAGGAGCUGACCAGCUGCUCAGUAUGUCAAAAGGUUGUGGAGGAUUUGCUUUAUUUUAUUUGUGGACAUCCAUCAUGUAAGAAGUGUUUGAGUUUGAGCCUGACUGACUUACCGACAGACUCGCCCUGCAAAAAGUGUGGAGACACAUUUAUGAAAAACACACUCAAAGACGGAGGUAACAGUGUCAUUCUGGAAGCAAAGAUGAAUCUUAAAAAAGCAAUGAAAAAUAAAUUCACUAUGACGUCUGAAGGUAACGGUGAUCAUCACAGCUCCCUCAAAAGCAUCUACACAACCCUAUUCAUCACUACUGGAGAUAAUGAUGGACGAAAUGUGGAACAUGAGUACAGACAGCUUAAAAAUGCUCAUAAAAACCAACCAUUGCAUGACUCUACAGUCAACCUGAGUGAGCUCUUCCAAUCGGUGCCUGCCCAGGAGAAACCCAACAGGACAAUCCUGACAAAGGGAGUUGCAGGAAUUGGAAAAUCCUUUGCUGCUCAGAAGUUUAUCCUUGAUUGGGCUGAAGAGGAAACAAACCAAGAGAUUGAUUUUGUUUUCAGUCUUGCUUUUCGAGAGUUGAAUUUGAGUGUAGGAGAGAAAAGCCUCCAUGAGCUGCUGACUGAGUUUCAUCCAUCUCUCCGACCUCUGAAAGAUUCCCAGGAUUACGCCAAAACAAAGAUCAUAGUGAUCCUUGAUGGUCUGGAUGAAAACAGAUAUCAGUUGGACUUUCAGAAAUCAGACAAAGUAACUUCUCCUGAUGAUGUAGCUUCUGUAGGUGAGCUUGUUGUAAACCUGAUCCAGGGUAACCUCCUUCCUGAUGCAAACAUCUGGUUAACGUCCCGACCAGCAGCAGCCAGUCAGAUCCCUGCAGAAUACAUCGACAUGGUGACAGAGAUAAGGGGGUUCACUGAUGCUCAGAAACUAGAAUAUUUCACAAAGAGAUUUGGUGAUGAUUCGAGUCUCACUGAAAGGAUAACAUCACAUAUUCAGUCCUCACAAUCCCUGGACAUCAUGUGCCAGAUCCCAGUCUUCUGUUGGAUUUCUGCUGUCUUAUUCCAGGAAGUCUUCAGCAGAAAUGAAGAGACUGAAAUCCCCCAGACUCUUACAGAGUUAAUGGCACAUUUUGUCUUCGCUCAGACAAAACGUAGAAGCAGAAAGUAUGACAUGAACCCUGAGAGAAAUAGAGAGAAGCUCCUGGAGACUCACAGAGAAUUUCUUCUGAAACUUGGGAAACUCGCGUUUGUCCAGCUUCAAGAAAACCAACUCAUCUUUUAUGAAGAAGACCUGAAAGAUUGUGGCAUUGAUGUCGGAGAAGCAAUAAUCUACUCUGGUUUAUGUAACACUGUUCUCCAGGAAGAGGAAGUCUCCUCCCAGAAAAAAGUCUUCUUCUUUGUGCAUCUGACUCUUCAAGAGUUCUUUGCUGCUCUGCACGUCUAUGAAUGCUUGAAAACCAAGAAAACCAACGAACUUGGGAAGUUCCUUUGUGUGGAAGACAAAGAUAUUCCUUUACUUGAGCUUCUAAAGAUGACAGUUAACAAAGUGCUGGAGCAGAAGAAUGGUUAUUUAGACUUUUUCUUGCGAUUCCUGCUUGGCCUGAUGGUUGAACCCAAUCAGAGAUUCCUUCAAGGUCUGUUGACUCCCCGUGACGAAUGGGAUGACACAGACAAGAAAAUCUUAACUCACCUGAGAUCACUUCGAAGAAAAGCCAUCUCUCCAGACAGCUGUAUCACCAUCUUCCAGACCAUGACUGAAAUGAGAGAUCACAAAGUCAAAGAUGAGAUUCAGGAAUUUCUCAAACUGUCUGAUCAUUCAAAAAUGGAACUGGCUCCUUUGCACUGCUCUGCUUUGGCCUACAUGCUGCAGGCCUCCAAGAAUUAUCUGGAUUUACUGGAUCUGAAGAGCUACAACACAUCAGAUGAUGGCAGAAGAAGGUUGAUACCAGCUGUUAGGAGCAGCAAAAGAGCUGUGCUUGCAAAUUGCAAAGUUACGAAGGACUGGAUGGUCUCUCUGGCCAUUGCCCUCAAGUUUUCCUACUCAGCUUUGAGGAAUCUCGACUUGAGUAACAAUGACCUGAAAGAUUCAGGAGUGGAGGGGCUUUGUGGAGGACUCUCGAGUAACUCCUGCAAACUGGAAAUACUAAGGAUUUCUGGUUGUUGGGUCACAGAGAAAGGUUGUGAUCAUCUGGUCUCAGCUCUUCAGUCCAACCCGUCACAUCUGAUGGAGCUGGACCUGAGCUACAACCAUCCAGGAGACUCUGGAAGCAAGAAGCUCUCUAAGCUGAGGGAUGAUCCACAGUACAAGCUCAGAAAGCUAAACCUCGACUAUGGAGGAACUCACAGAUUGAAGCCUGGCUUUAGAAAAUAUGCCUGUGAACUCACUUUCAGUCCUGAUGCAGAACACCAGAAGCUGGUUCUGUCUGAAGGAAACAGAAAGGUGACCUGGAUGGAGGAUGAUCUCCAUCCCACAGAAAACUCAGGUCACCACCAGCAGGUGCUGUGCAGUCAGAGCCUGACAAAGCGCCACUACUGGGAGGUGGAGGUCUCUGGAUGUUUGAGCAUUGGGGUCGCAUGUAAGAAGGCCUUAAGGAAAGACCAAACAGGUGAUAUCAGAAUGGGACACAAUAAGGAUUCUUGGUGUUUGGUUUGUUCAGACGGUUUUCAUGUUUUGCACCACAAUGACAGAGUAGACGUGUCUUCCCUUGGAAUGCGCACCAGUCGGUUUGGGGUGUAUCUUGACUGGCCUGCUGGUACUCUGUCUUUCUACAGAGUUUCCUCUGAUAGUUUGAUCCAUCUUCAUACUUACACUGUGGCCUUUAGUGAUCCUCUGUAUCCUGCAGUUGAACUUAAUGCCCAAUCAUCUGCUCUAUUUUGUCCCCUAAAGUGAUUUAAUUGGGUCCUGCUCACAUGUAUAGAGUGCUGUAAAAAGUAAUGUCUCCCUAUGGAUUCAUUUGUUUUUGUUAUUUUUGUCACACUUAAUGCCCCAACAUAAUCGGGUGUACUUCACUCCCCGGAGGUACGUGAAUAUUUGAGACGGACUCGACACAUACUUGAAGCAGACAUCUGUUGGACAUGUUUGAGAAAAUAUCAGUUUUUAUGACAGCAUAGUCAGUGUAAUCUGACUAUGCAGAGUAAUCUGAUCGACGGGAAACAAAGCUGACAUUGAACUUUUUUGCAUGUGACACUGAGCUGAUUAGGUUGAGAGUCAACGCUCACAGUCAUGAGGAUGUGCAGCGUGACUGUCACUCUCUGUCCCACACUAAAAAGUUUGUUAAGAUUUCCCUGAUGGAGAAGAAACAGGGCUUGGCACCCAACUAGCUCAUGAAACUUGCUAGUAUCCAUUAGGACUAUAAGCAAUAAAGAAAUUUUUCACAAGAGUACUUUAGGCAAUCGGUACAGAUGAAGUGGAUGUAUGAAGUCUCAACCAUCCAUGGUGUGUCUGUAACAGAGUCCACACAGAACACCAGAGUAUGUCGGGAUCUUAAAAUCUUUAAGACCAUCAAACAAAUAUUUAAUUUGUCACAUUAUCAGCCAGAUUUGAAUCAAAAAUUUUACUGAGUCAAUUCAAAACCUUUAUUUAUUUAUUUUUUAGCUGUUCAGAGGUGGAUUUGUUGGUGCGUUGGGAUAUUGUGCUCCUACAUAAACCAAGUGCACUCAGCAUAAGGUGACAAAUUGAUGCACCUUCCAGAUAUUUUAUAGAGACCAGAAUACAUGGAUCCAUCAGUUACCGCAAUUAGUCCUUGUCCUGAAAGCCUAAAGCAACCCCAGACCAUCAUACUACUACCUCCACAUUUGCCUCUAUUCUCUUACUGAAAUGCAGGUUUGCACCAGAUGUAUUGGUACGCACACCAUCCAGAAAGAUCUACUUCAGCUUUCCAGUCAUUUAAACAUCAUCAUCUCAAUCAUCUGAUCAUCAUCAAGAUGUAUUUUGGGAAAUUGUGAAACGGCUUUUUAUAAACUCUUUAGUUUUGGCAAAAUCUCUCUUUCUUAUUAUCAAAUCAAGUUCUCUGACUUUAAUUGAGGCAGAUGAGCCCUGUUAUGCUUUAGAUAUUACUCUGAGUUCUUGAUGUCUUGUUUAUGUUGGGAAUGGAUUAUAUUCAAGUGAUUUAUUUAUACCAGGCAAUAAUCCGGCCUCUGUGUGGUUUGUGAAACUAAGCCAAAAACUUUGGUUAAUCAAGUUAAUUUCAUGUUUUAAUAAGGGGAUAACAGCUGGGGAAGUUGGUUUGGAUAACUUUUUUUAAUAAGCAUUGUUUCUUCAAGUUUUCACUUUUGCAGUUAAAGCCUCAAACAAACACAUCCUACAUUCUUCUGCUUUCUUCUGCUUGUGUGUUAAAUUAGAAUAAAGUUUACAAUUUCUUCCUAGGGAUUACAUUGGUGCUUCAUUUUUGUUAUUAGCAAGAGCAUUUUUAUUGUCAGUGGCAGAAAUCUGCUCUAGCUGAAUGGCAAGUGUGUAUUUAAAAAAAAAAAAAAGUUCUCAUGUAACUUGGUGCUUUAGUUCAGAGAGAAGCUCAGAUUUCAGUGUCAUUAAAACCAGAAGGUGUUUUUGUGUGAAGUGGAACAUGUUCUGUGCAGCAUUUGACCAAAUAGCAUUUUUUCUCUUCAAAGGUGUCUUUGUGAAAGAAAUGAGACCUAAAGGAACAAUCUGUAUCUCCUCAUUAUUCUGUUGUAUGAGUUAUAAAACAUCUGUGAAGCCUCUGAUUGAUGUGUGAUGGUUUACCUUGAUGUCAGUCUUUUUUUUAAGUGUUAUCUGGGUUCAAAAUGUUUUAUCCAAAAAAUCAAAUUGUUCCAUUAAAACUCUGCUUGGUGCUC
Messenger RNA from Xiphophorus hellerii (green swordtail), 5264 nucleotides. RefSeq names its product protein NLRC3-like. The record is from RefSeq and is a predicted model, not a curated record. The transcript is spliced from 9 exons. Gene Ontology annotation, molecular function: protein binding. NCBI's taxonomy places the organism in Eukaryota, Metazoa, Chordata, Actinopteri, Cyprinodontiformes, Poeciliidae. Bases 277 to 3342 code for a protein of 1021 amino acids.